Nezara viridula (southern green stink bug) is the source of this 273-nucleotide messenger RNA. NCBI's taxonomy places the organism in Eukaryota, Metazoa, Arthropoda, Insecta, Hemiptera, Pentatomidae. The record is from the annotation of a GenBank genome assembly.
AUGACUCAAGUGCCAUCGAGAAUUGCCAUAAUCGGUCGGGGACAGAACUCUAACGGUUCGGGUGGAGUACCUUUGCUGCCAGUCGACCGUAAACAAGGCGCGUCCUGGCUACCUGGUGUCAUUAAAAUGGCCAAUAAUGAAAGCCCUCUUCACUCUAAGGUUGCGACUUCGCCACAUUCCUCCAUGAUCACGCUCUUGCAAGCCUCGGGUAAUCUCGAUAGUAGCAUGUUAAUGGAGAAGGGAAGGCUGUUUAGUGCCGAACGAGACAUGUGA